GUAGGAAAAGAAGAAGUAUUGGAAAUCAAUUCCUUCUAUAAAAAAUUCUUGAAAAAAAUAAAAAAAAUUCCUUCUAAAAGAUGUUUUGGAAAUUUGGGAGUGGGCCCAAUCAAGGUUCAAUUCCACUAUAUAAAACCCGAGAUUCAAAGACAAAAUCUCGCACAGAAGGAAUGAAAUCAAUGCUUCGUAGCAGCAAUGGCGUAUGGUAGUCGCAUGGGCCGACUCAGAGGAGGGUUCUUCCAGGUUCCUCUUUGCGGCGAUACGCAGGAACUCGAACAAUCAUCCCGAGACGGCAGCCACUACAGCCUUUCUACUGGCAUUCUUCCGCCUCUGGGCGCUCGGAGCAACCGCAGAGUGAAACUCCGCCGCUUUAUCGUCUCUCCCUAUGAUCGCCGUUACAGGGCUUGGGAGACCUUUCUGGCUGGUCUGGUCCUCUACAUUGCUUGGGUGUCUCCUUUUGAAUUUGGUUUUCUUUCAACCCCAGCAAGACCCCUCAGUAUCACUGAUAAUGUUGUGAACGGUUUCUUUGCAAUUGACAUUGUUGUCACCUUCUUUUUGGCAUACAUGGACAAAACCACAUACCUUCUUGUUGAUGACCCAAAACAGAUCGCUUGGAGGUAUGCAAGCACUUGGUUCACAUUUGAUCUCAUUUCCACAAUCCCUCCAGAAGUGGCCUGUAAAAUCUCACCACCAGUAAGCCUAUAUGGUUUAUUCAGUAUGCUUCGCCUCUGGCGUCUCCAUAGAGUUGGUGCUCUGUUUGGCAGAUUGGAGAAAGAUAGGAAUUUCAGUUAUUUUUGGGUUCGAUGCGCAAAACUUGUUUGCGUUACCCUUUUCGCAGUUCAUUGUGCGGGUUGCUUCUAUUAUUUCCUUGCUGCUCAUUAUCAUGACCCAAAAAAGACUUGGAUUGGGGCAUCAUGCAUUGACGAUUUUCAUCACCAGAGUCUAGUGAUCCGUUAUGUUACUUCUAUAUAUUGGUCGAUCACAACUCUAUCAACAGUUGGUUAUGGCGACCUGCAUGCUGAGAAUACAUUAGAGAUGAUAUUUACCAUGAUCUACAUGCUUUUUGACUUGGGGUUGACAGCAUACCUAAUAGGAAAUAUGACGAAUUUAGUGGUCCACCGUACAAGCAGGACUAGAGAAUUUAGAGAUACAAUUCAAGCAGCCUCAAGCUUUGCACAGAGGAAUCAGUUGCCUACUCGCCUCCAAGAUCAGAUGCUUGCUCACUUGUGCUUAAAAUUUAGAACAGACUCAGAAGGUCUGCAGCAGCAAGAGACUAUUGAUUCACUACCUAAAGCAAUCCGGUCAAGCAUAUCAAACUUUCUUUUUUACUCUUUGGUUGAUAAUGUCUAUCUCUUUCGGGGAGUAUCAGAUGAUUUACUCUUCCAACUAGUCUCAGAGAUGAAAGCGGAGUACUUUCCCCCCAAAGAGGAUAUAAUUCUUCAAAAUGAAGCACCAACAGACUUCUAUAUUCUUGUGGCCGGAGCUGUGGAUCUUCUGGUUUAUAAAAAUGGAGUUGAACAGGUUGUUGGUGAGGCCAAGACUGGUGAUCCUUGUGGUGAAAUUGGGGUUAUGUGUUAUAGACCUCAGCUAUUCACAGUACGUACAAGAAGGUUGUGUCAACUUCUUCGAAUGAGCCGUACUUCAUUUUUGAAUAUUGUUCAAUCCAAUGUUGGAGAUGGAACCAUAAUAAUGAAUAACCUCCUUCAGCAUUUGAAGGAAGCAAGGGAUCCAAUUAUGGAAGGAGUCCUCUUACAGACGGAGAACAUGUUAGCACGAGGCAGAAUGGACCUACCUCUCACCCUUUGCUUUGCUGCACUUAGAGGAGAUGAUUUAUUGUUGCGUCAUUUGCUGAAGCGGGGCCUGGACCCAAACGAAUCUGACAACAAUGGAAGAUCAGCUCUUCAUAUAGCAGCAUCUAAAGGAUGUAAGAACUGUGUACUUCUUCUGCUGGACUUUGGAGCUGAUCCCAACUGUAGAGACAUAGAAGGGAGUGUACCAGUAUGGGAGGCCAUCCUGGGCAAGCAUGAACCAGUGAUCAGGCUACUGAUAGACAAUGGUGCUGAACUGUGCCGAGGUGACCUGGGCCAAUUUGCAUGCAUUGCCGCUGAGAGAAACGACUUCGACCUACUCAAAGAAAUGGUAAGGUGGGGUGGGGACGUGACGCGUCCCAAAGCGAAUGGAUCAACCGCACUUCACAUUGCAGUGUCCGAAGGCAACCUUGAGAUGGUCAAGUACCUGGUCAACCAAGGGGCCGACAUUGACAAGCCCGAAGAAAACGGGUGGACUCCGAGGAGCCUUGCAGAACAGCAAGGCCAUGAGGACAUCAAACAACUGUUUCUUGAAUCCUCCUCCAACAAAACCCAGCAACCUUGUCCUGCCGCCAACAGUUUCAUAACAAUACCCGAAGAAGAAGAAAGGAGCGGCGUUCGGUUCCUGGGGAGGUUCAAGAGUGAGCCAACCAUCCCACUUUCUUCUACAAUAGAUGGGUCCUCCGGCGGCGGCGGUGGCAGUGGCGGCGGUCGAUCGAGGAGGAGGAAGAGUAACACCUUCCACAACUCAUUGUUCGGAGUACUGUCAGCUGCUGCCCGGAACGGCGGAGACAACAACCUUAAUAAUAACCAGAGUGGCCUGCCGACAUUUCCUGAGAAUGCCACUCCGGGUGCUGCCGCCGCCACAACUUGCCCUCCUGCUAGAGUGACGGUGUGCUGCCCGGAGAAGGGAGAUUUUUCUGGGUUUGUGGCGGUGCUCCCAAGUACCUUCCCGGAACUACUUGAGAUGGGUGCUAAGAAAUACGGGUUCUUGCCGGCAAAAGUGUUGAGCAAAGAUGGAGCCGAGAUUGAUAGCAUAGAGUUGAUCAGAGAUAAUGAUUACUUAGUUUUUAAAAGCGAUGCGGCUUCCCUGGUGGACGUGGCAGGAGAUCCUGGUGCUCAUACAGGGGAAGAGAGUCGUGGAGAGCCAGGUCAGGAGGGGACGAACGGCUGGGCUGGAAUUCGGGUCGGCAGAGGCGAGGAGUUGAUUGCGAGAUUGGCUCUGGCUUUGGGCUCAUCUGUGGAGGCCGGUGUCGAAGAUCCGGAGGCGGAAACUUUGUUCGACAGCGGGAAAAAGUGUGGCGGCCGAGGAUGGGCUGUUUUCGAUUUUGAGCAGUGAAACUGGAUUUUCCAUAGGUGGCGGAAGCUUAGGGAGUUGUGGGCUGGAUCGUUCAGGUGGAAAAGCAAAAAGGGGAGAAAGGGGUAUUUUUGGUAUUUUAAGUGUUUAGUCAACUCCCAAUAAAAAUGAUAAUAAGUCAAAACGUAAACUUUAAUACCGGACGGAGGGAGUAGUAUUUUAAUAUGUAAUUUUUAUUUUUUAAUUCUACACUAUUUUUCAUAUGAAAUGAUUAAAAAAUAACUUCAGUCAAACAUC
Molecule: messenger RNA, 3402 nt
Organism: Cuscuta campestris
Lineage: Eukaryota; Viridiplantae; Streptophyta; Magnoliopsida; Solanales; Convolvulaceae
Source: the annotation of a GenBank genome assembly